AUGGCUACUGUGACGCCUGAUGUGGCUGCAGUGGACGGGGAGCUGCAGAAGGAAGUUUCGACGGGAAGUGCGGCGUCUACGGACGAAGCCGCACUUGCAACCGUUGAUUCUGACUGCAGCGAGCCGUCGCCGGUGGCAGAGAAGGUGGUGUGCCGCCGCUGCAACCAGGAAACGGAUCCGAAGGAAGCCCUGUGUCAGGACAAGUUUAGAGCGGAUUUGCGCUGGACAUGUAAAGCAUGCCACGCGCUAAUUACUCAGUUGAACCGUCACGGGGUGGAACUCAAGACCGUGUUGACCGAAACGGAGUCGACGGUAUUCUUUCAGAAGUGUAAGCUGGCUCGCAUGAACUCCGCGGACCAGCGGCUGGCCUACAGCCAGGCACGUGGAGUUUUGAAGCAGGAAAUGAUAGAAUCGGCUUCCAAGGUUUCCUCGGAAGGGGAAACCGGCCAGUUUCAGCCCUUAAGCUUCUGGGAGCUGAAGGGUUACAACACUGAGAAGAUUGAAGCUAGCGCAGAAUGUCGCGACCACCCGCUGCUGGGCAAGACUUACAAAGUCGAAAUUGAAUCGACUAGUGUGCAGCGCAUCCACUCUGUCACGGAGCAACGGAUCCUGCAGAUGGAGGCGGAUGCGCGCGAAAGGGUGCUGGCCCGCACUGCGCCAGCAGCCCCUUUGUCCGCGCCAAUGGACUUGCCACAGGCGCCUGAAGACGCGCCGCAGGGUGGCAAAAAAAGAAAGACACCUGAUGAGAAGAAGGCGUUGCAGGAGGAAGCAAAGGCACAGCGCAUGGCACACAAAAAGCGACGGAAGACGGAGACGGCAGCAUGCGCCGCAGCCGCAAAGCUGCUCCCGGCGCUGAAGACAUGUCACGAAAAGAUGGCUGGCUGCAAUGAGAAGAUUGCAGAGCUGAGUUCUGUCGUGGCUCUCCCGGAUGCCAGCAAAGAACAGUUGGACGCUGCCCAGAUAAAACUGGACUCAGCUUUGGCUACUUGCACCAAGCUCCUUGGAAUAACGGCCAAAGGCGGGUCCCUCAGUGUGGUGCCCAGCGACCAGCUGGCGACGGACAAGGACCUGGGUACCGUGGUCAAGGAUGGGAAUGCCGCCAUUCGCAUGGCGCAAGCGUUCAUUAGAGUCAACAAGGAAAAUUUGCCGAAGAAAGCUGCCAAAGCAAAAGCCAAGAAAUGA
Messenger RNA from Cladocopium goreaui, 1182 nucleotides. Lineage: Eukaryota; Dinophyceae; Suessiales; Symbiodiniaceae. The record is from the annotation of a GenBank genome assembly.